UGCACAAAGAAGAGGAGACGGUUGAGUAAAAAUUAGUCCUGAGCAAGGCCCUUGUUGAGCAAUUGGAUAUUUUUAUGAAGAGACGUAUGUGUCAUCAUUCCAAAAUCAUUGAACUAAGGGAUUUUGUGUAUAAAUUAAAAUGUUCAUGGAAGGGGGAGAUCACGAAGCGGCGCAGGAUGACUCCAGCGUGGAUGAGUUUACCGUGCCCCAGGAAUCCGAAAGAGAAAUACGGAAUCAACAGUCUUAUAUGGAGAGGAUAUUUGGUGUCACCCUUAACAUCAUAGGGGUACUAGAUCAACCCCCUUUGUGCCAUCGUCCAAUGGAACAUCUGCAGAUGUGGCUCCAAAUGAGAGGGGAUAGAAGGAGUAUUGGAAAGGCCAAGGACUAUAUAAAAGGACUAUGCAAACCAGAGGUAACCGAGGAUUUUGACUACCCACGAGAGAUGCAUUGCAUUUUUGUUGGGGCCAAAGGCCUCUUCCUUGAUUGCCUGAUCAAAGAAACAUCAGCAUAUGUAAAGCCCUUAGCACCUGGCCAAAUCAGGAUAUCUGGCCUAGCAGAAGGAGCAGUGAUGGCCCAAAGCUGGCUCUGUGCUUCUGUAGAGAAAUGUAAAUCAAACACUAAGCCUAAUAUACAUGAAGUCCAAAUCAAAAGACAUUUCAAGGAACUGGUAGAGGAUCCUGCAGAUAAGCAUGCACUGGACCUUCUUAUUCUUCCAACUUCUGUCAAAGAGGAGUUACUAUCCUUAGUAGGCAAGCAUGUCCUGGUUGAUCCAACAACAAUAAUGGAACCAAAAAGCCAACAAAGAAUGUCUGAAAAUACCAAUUAUAUAACAACAUACAAUCAUCAGUUCUGGCCUACAGAAGUCCAAAACACUCAAAAAUAUGACAAUAUAAGUUCUAAAGCAGAUGUUAGGCAUAAAUCAAAGGCAGGUAAUGUUAUUUUACACCACAGAGCUUCUGAGCCACAACAUCUAGCUACCAACGAUAAAUGGGACUGCAAUAGCCAAGAACCCCCAUUGCCCAGCUUCGAUACAUAUGAGAGGGCCGGAGUACAAUUAACUGAGAUUGAUGUGCCCCAGUACCAACAUCUGGAUGAAAGAGAGCCGCCAUACAAAGAUGAUCAUGAAGAGUUUCAGCAGAUAUCUGGACUGCUAGACACUAUUAUGGGUAGGGAAAAUGGAGACCAAAAUCACUUUUCUUUGGGUACUCAAAAAGAAUUUAAUAUGCUCUUGGACUUUUUUAAAACCAUGGGUUACCAGGAAGCUGUGGUUCUUAAAGUAUUGUCUGAAAAUGGAAUUCAAGAACCUUCUCAAAUACUGGACAAGGUUAAGCUGGAACAGUCAAACACCAGUCAACGAACAGAACCACAAAAUGUUCCUCAUAAAGGACUCUCUCAUACUGCAUCCAGCCAGAAUAAUGAAGAUGAUGAUUAUGUUUUGGAAGUUGUUAAAUCGGCUGCCAGGAACUGUGGCUAUUGUCCUAGUGAAAUUGAUGAUAUAGGGAAUGUAUCUGUGGCAGGACUGCUUAGAAAACUUAAUGAAAAGAACAUUUUGGAAGAUCACAUGGCUUUUUCUAACUACCAAAGUCAGGAUGAUACUGAAGGUGGUGAACUGUUUCCAGAUGUGCUUAAAGUAGAACCAGUGGCUGAGCUCAAUGCAGUUGAAAUGAAUCCACCACAAAUGUUAAAACAUAACAAGCAAUGCAAGCACCCUGUGGAGGUUGGUUGGUUGGAGAAAGGCAAGGGUCCAGCUGAUAAGAAAGAACCCCGUGUCCCUGUGGUGACAGGAGUACAAAGGUUUACUGAAGCAAUGCAAACUCCAUUCCAACUUAACCUCAGAAAUGAAAAAGGAAGGGAAGAUCUGAGAUAUAUCAUAAUAGAUGGCAGUAAUGUAGCUAUGAUACAUGGACUUCACAGUUUUUUCUCUUGUCGCGGAAUUGCCCUCGCUGUGCAGUAUUUCUGGGACCAAGGACAUCGGGGCAUCACAGUUUUUGUUCCUCAGUGGCGACUGAAAAAAGACAGUAAAGUUAAAGAACAGCAUUUCCUAACACAGUUGAACGAUCUUGGACUUCUCUCCUUCACUCCAUCAAGAACAAUAGAAGGCAAAAGAGUAACAUCGUAUGAUGACAGGUUUAUGCUGAAUUUAGCAGAGAAGACAGAUGGUGUCAUUGUCACAAAUGAUAAUCUACGAGACAUAGCUGCUGAAUCCCAGACCUGGAAAACUAUUAUAAAGAAUAGACUUCUACAGUUCACCUUUGGUGGAGGUAUUUUCAUGGUACCAGAUGAUCCCCUGGGUCGUAAUGGACCACCGCUGAACCAGUUCCUCAGUAAAAACUCAUGCCCCAGGACCAAGUCAAAAGGACAUUCAUUUGCCGGUCGACGAGGAACCCAUGCAGCACCUAAGAAAUCAUCUCAGACAGAGGUCUUAAACUUUCGAGACCGUAAGGCAGGUGCAGUGCAAGAAGAGCAGAAGGCUGAUGUCCGCACAUUAAAUGAGACAAAAAGACUCAGACGUGAAUUACUAAAUAUUUUUCCUUCCCAGCAUUCAAAGGUGGAUUAUAUUCUUCAUAGAGAACAAUAUCUGUCUGAUCUCAACAAACUUUCUGAACUCAUAAUAACUCUUUAGCGUUGAAAAAAGUUUAAAAAUCAAAAUACCCCAGUGACUGAUUCAAGAAAGUCCUCUUAUACCUUAUUCAGUACAGACUGCCCACAAGAUUUACUUACAUGUUCCAUCAUGUAUGAAGUCCUCAUAAACAGGACCCAGCAUUUAUGAAAUGAAAAUUUGAUUCCUUCUAUUUGGAGCAUCUACAUGGACAAAUCUGCAUUGGGACAAAUAUAUUUUAAAAAUAUAAGUUUGUUUUUAUUCACUACACCUGGUCUACUACCCAAAUCUAGUUUAAACUAUUUGUGUACAAAAUAUGGAAAGUUCCACCACUGUACAGAGUGUUUUUUUAAUGUUUGAUUUAAAAUAUGUACACAUGCAAUUUUAUUUUUUUUUUAAUAAAAGGAAAUCCAUGUCACAGAGCAAUAUUACAGAAAAA
Xenopus laevis (African clawed frog) is the source of this 3038-nucleotide messenger RNA. It is a transcript of the gene khnyn.S, whose product is annotated as KH and NYN domain containing S homeolog. Gene Ontology annotation, molecular function: mRNA binding; RNA endonuclease activity; RNA binding. NCBI's taxonomy places the organism in Eukaryota, Metazoa, Chordata, Amphibia, Anura, Pipidae. The record is from RefSeq and is marked provisional. Gene Ontology annotation, cellular component: cytoplasmic ribonucleoprotein granule; nucleus; PML body.